AUGGCAGGCAUUGCCUUGGCAGAAGCAGACAAGUAUGAGGUACUGGAGAAGAUUGGGGCUGGUUCAUUUGGAAUCAUCCGAAAAGUCAAGCGCAAAACAGAUGGCUUCAUUCUCUGCCGGAAAGAAAUAAAUUACAUCAAGAUGUCACAGAAAGAACGGGAACAACUGACAGCUGAGUUCAACAUCCUGAGCUCUCUCCGGCACCCCAACAUCGUCGCGUACUAUCACCGAGAGCAUCUUAAGGUCUCGCAAGACUUGUAUCUCUAUAUGGAAUACUGCGGAGGCGGGGAUCUUGGUAUGGUGAUCAAAAACCUGAAAAACAGCAACAAAUACGCCGAAGAGGAGUUCGUCUGGCGGAUUCUGACUCAACUGGCUACUGCUCUGUAUCGUUGCCAUUACGGAGUCGACGCACCACCAAUUGGAUCAAGUGUGCUGGGUGCAACGGCACCUAAGCAGGGAUUGAAAGGGAAACAAGCUCAGGUGAUGAUCUUGCACCGUGAUCUGAAACCAGAAAAUAUUUUCCUGGGUAGUGACAACAGCGUGAAACUUGGUGACUUUGGUCUAUCGAAGCUCAUGCAAUCUCAUGACUUCGCGUCCACCUACGUCGGUACACCCUUCUACAUGUCGCCUGAGAUUUGUGCCGCCGAGAAAUAUACACUACACUCCGACAUUUGGGCGCUUGGGUGUAUCAUGUAUGAGCUGUGCGAAAAAUCACCACCUUUUAAUGCCAAGACGCACAUUCAACUUGUUCAAAAGAUACGCGACGGCAAGUUCUCUCCGCUCCCGGAUUUCUAUUCACCCGAGUUGAAGAGUGUGAUUGCAAGCUGUCUUCGUGUAAACCCAGACCAACGACCCGACACUGCAGCGCUGCUUAACCUUCCCAUUGUCCGUCUGAUGCGAAAGGAAAGAGAAGUUAUAGAUCUAAACAACAAGGCAAAGAGACGAGAAGAGACAGCUUUGCAAAAAAUGAAGGAAGUAGAGGCCAAGCUUGCAAACUAUGAAAAAGACAGAGCUUCGACAAGGGAAGAAAUAGAAGCCAGUGUUCGUCGUGAAUGGGAAGUGAAAGCACGGUUAGAAAUUGAACGCCAGGUACAGCUGAGAUAUGAGGAAUUAUCCAGACAAUUCGAAACAGAAGUGCGAGCCCGUGUGGCUUCUGAACUAGAAAGGCAAUCCCCCAAAGCCAAAUUACCAGAAGUGCUACCACCAGCUCCAGAGCGAGCAGUAUCAACAUCAUCAGUUAGUUGCAGCGAGGAUUCGGAUUUUCCAUCAACAACAGAUAUCAGUGACUUAUCGGCUGAAUCGCCUCGUUCAAGCCGGAAUAAGCCCGUACGAAAAGAAACGAGGACACCUUUCAGUCGCGCAAAGACUACCGUGGAAUCUCCCGUUGACGUGCAGAUGGGUGAACCCUCUCCUAUCACUAUUGCCUCUCUCUCUCUUUCUCCACGACGUACUGCUCCCGUGUCCAAGAACCUCUUCUCUGAAAAUUCGCAGCAAAAGGCCCGGUGGGAGCAAUCCUUUGUGACCUCGGAUGAUGAGGAAGAUAUACCAGACCUCCCAUCCCCUACUCGUCCUAGGGUAAAGCCUGAUCCGUUAAAGGCCGCUAGACGCCCUUUACUCCGCCACCAAACAGCUACUAUGGUGCAGAAGAUGAGCCACCAGCCUUCCAUAUUUCCUGCCGGCGCUUCGAGGCUACCACCACCUCCAGCGAGCACGGCCCCUUCGCAGUCUGAGACACGCCAAGUCGCUGCAGAAAUAAGAUCCAAGUCUCCCAAUCGACGACUAUCAAAGAUUCCAUCCACAUCAAAUCUCAUCGGAGACGCAGGUUCGCCCACACGCAAAGGCUCUGCCAGACCGCUUAGUUCCAAGUCCGGUUCCGGUAGCGAGGAUAUGUACAAAGCCGUAAUGCAACGCAACAUGGGCGGCCGCACUCUAGUCGAACUUGCUCAAGCGAGAGCCGGCGGCCGUGCUUUCGAAGAUGCCAAACGAGUGUCAAGUGACUCCCGUGUCUACACAUCAACAUCAUCUUGUGGGACUUUCAGUGAAUCGCCAGCUACAUGGGAUCCUGCUACCGAAGAAAUGCCCAGUCCGUUCAUUUCUCGACGAAUAGUGCGCAGCUUGCGAUGA
Talaromyces proteolyticus is the source of this 2124-nucleotide messenger RNA. RefSeq names its product putative G2-specific protein kinase NimA. The record is from RefSeq and is a predicted model, not a curated record. Bases 1 to 2124 code for a protein of 707 amino acids. Gene Ontology annotation, biological process: chromosome segregation; protein phosphorylation. Gene Ontology annotation, molecular function: ATP binding; protein kinase activity. NCBI's taxonomy places the organism in Eukaryota, Fungi, Ascomycota, Eurotiomycetes, Eurotiales, Trichocomaceae. Gene Ontology annotation, cellular component: cytoplasm; centrosome; nucleus. The transcript is spliced from 4 exons.